CGUCGACGCCGACGAGGAGCUCCGACGCCGACGGGCGACGGCUGCCGGUCGAGCUGCCGAUGGCGGGCUCGGGGACGGCGACGGCGAGCUAUUCUCUCCUCGGCCCGGUGGUCUGACUGACAGGUGGGCCCAGCCCCCAGCUUCUCCCGCGGCGAGGCGGCUCAUCCCAUCUCCACAGCCGCAGUUGUUGCAGCAAGGAGGCAUGGCGGUGGGGGGUGAAGAAGAGAAGCCCUUCAACUUCCUCCAGAUUCUGUGUGAGGGCGUCAUAGCUGGUGGCACCGCGGGUGUGGUGGUGGAAACAGCUCUGUACCCGAUUGAUACGAUAAAAACCAGGCUUCAGGCUGCUCGGGGAGGAAGUCAAAUUCAAUGGAAAGGAUUGUAUUCUGGAUUAGCUGGAAAUAUUGCUGGUGUUCUCCCGGCUUCUGCUGUAUUUGUGGGAAUAUACGAACCGACAAAAAGAAAACUACUGGAGACUUUUCCUGAAAAUUUGAGUGCUGUUGCCCAUUUUACUGCCGGGGCUAUUGGAGGAAUUGCGGCUUCUCUCAUUCGCGUCCCCACAGAGGUUGUCAAACAAAGAAUGCAAACAGGUCAAUUCAGGUCUGCACCUGAUGCUGUUCGUCUCAUUGUUGGUAAAGAAGGAUUCAGAGGUCUUUACGCUGGAUAUGGAUCAUUUUUACUUCGAGAUCUGCCUUUUGAUGCCAUUCAAUUCUGUAUAUAUGAGCAACUUCGAAUUGGUUACAAAGUUGUGGCCAAGAGGGAGCUGAAUGAUCCAGAGAAUGCACUUAUUGGUGCUUUUGCUGGUGCCAUUACUGGGGCUAUAACAACACCACUCGAUGUGAUGAAGACGCGGUUGAUGGUUCAGGGAUCAGCGAACCAGUACUCCGGAAUUGUAAGCUGCGCCCAGACAAUCCUGAGGGAGGAAGGACCUGGGGCAUUCUUGAAGGGGAUCGAGCCGCGGGUGCUGUGGAUUGGCAUCGGCGGGUCCAUCUUCUUCGGCGUGCUGGAGAAGACCAAGUCGAUGCUCGCCGAGAGGAGGAGCCGCGAGCCACCAGCCGGGAAGGAUGAGUGACAGAUUUUACCCUCGGCCAUGGAUGGAUGCUUCAAGUUUUGUGUUUGUUUUGAUCGAUUUCACAUGAGAAGUAGUGCAUCUCUCGAGGAGGAAGACAAUGCCACUUUGCGUCCCAAUGAUUAAAUUCCCAUUCGUUUAAUGAAUUAAUAUUAUGUUCAAGUUUUUUUUAAAAUCUGAUUAUACUACAUUAUAGCUUCUCUCUCUCCCUGCAGUUUACCCAUGCUGUAUGACUUGUAGAUGUAACAGUCGGUCGUUGCCGAUCAAAUUGUACCUUUGUCAAUCCAGAUAGUAUUGCAGCAGUAUUUACAAAUGGUAAGCUUGUUA
Messenger RNA from Oryza sativa Japonica Group (Japanese rice), 1393 nucleotides. Its product is annotated as S-adenosylmethionine carrier 1, chloroplastic/mitochondrial. Gene Ontology annotation, biological process: transmembrane transport. Gene Ontology annotation, molecular function: S-adenosyl-L-methionine transmembrane transporter activity. NCBI's taxonomy places the organism in Eukaryota, Viridiplantae, Streptophyta, Magnoliopsida, Poales, Poaceae. Gene Ontology annotation, cellular component: chloroplast envelope; mitochondrial inner membrane. The record is from RefSeq and is a predicted model, not a curated record.